Molecule: messenger RNA, 513 nt
Organism: Solanum dulcamara
Lineage: Eukaryota; Viridiplantae; Streptophyta; Magnoliopsida; Solanales; Solanaceae
Exons: 1
Coding region: 1-513 (170 amino acids)
Molecular function (GO): nucleic acid binding
Source: RefSeq, a predicted model, not a curated record
AUGAUUGAUAAUUAUAAGCAUUGGCACGAAAAUUUGCCAUUUGCCCUCCUCAGCUAUCGCACCAUGAUUAGGACUUCGACUGGGGCAACACCUUAUCUUUUGGUUUAUGGAACAGAAGCAGUAUUACCAAUGGAAGUUGAGAUACCAUCCUUGAGGAUAAUCCAAGAAGCUGAGUUGAGUGAUGCCAAAUGGAUACAAAGUCGAUAUGAACAGUUGAUGCUUAUUGAUGAAAAUAUAAUGAAUGCAGUUUGUCACGGACAACUUUAUCAACAUAGGAUGGCCAAAUCUUUCAAUAAGAAGGUGAGACUUAGACAGUUUAAACCGGGACAAUUGGUGUUAAAACGGAUAUUCCCGCACCAAGAAGAAGCUAAGGGGAAGUUUGCGCCUAAUUGGCAUGGGCCUUAUGUGGUUUACAAAGUGUUGACUAGGGGAGCAUUGAUUCUAGAAGAAAUGGACAGAAAGAUAUGGCCGAAAGCCAUCAAUUCAGAUGCGAUUAAGAAAUACUAUGUCUAG